AUGGAUUUGAAAUGUUUUCUUCAUUUGUUUCUGUUCAUUUAUUUAAAAAACCUCCUAUUUUAUUUUUGCUUUAAUUCAACAUUUGAAAAUAAUAACUUUAUUUUAAAAAAAAAAUAUUAUAUGAAAACUUUCAAUAAUUAUUUCAACAAAUUAUCAAAUUUUCAAUUAAGACUGAUAUUUAGAAAACAAAAAGAUCAAUCUAUGGUAAGAAGUAUUCCUAGUCAUGUAAGAAGAAGAAAUAAAAAGAAAAAAAAAAAAAAAAAAAAGAAAGAUGAAAAAGACGAAAAAAAAAAAGUAAAUAAAAAAUUAUUGAGAAGGAGGUUAUUGAAAUUUUAUAAAUUAAAAAAGAAAAACGAAGGUAUAGAAGAUAAUAUAUUUAGUGAAAAUAAAAAAUAUUCUAUAUUUGAUUAUAUUGAACAGAAACUGAAAUGUAAUCAAAAUUAUUCAGAUGAAAAUAAUAACUUUGAUAAUAGCAAAGAUAAAUUUGACGAAAAUGAAAAUUUCAAUUUUUUUACGAAGAAUAAAAAAGAGUAUAAUUUUCCUGAAUUGGAAAAUAAUAAAAUAGAAUAUGAACAAAAAAAUGAAAGUAAUUUGUCUAUAUAUGAAGAGAAUAUGAAUAGGAAAUUAGACAGAUACACGAGAGAUAAAGAUAAAAUAAGUGAAGAAAAAAUAGAUAAAAAGAAAAUAGAUGAAGAAAAAAUGAAUGAAACUGAAAAAAAUAAAGAUGAAGAAAAAAUAGAUAAAAAGAAAAUAGAUGAAGAAAAAAUGAAUGAAAAUGAAAAAAGUAAAGAUGAAGAAAAAAUAAAUGAAAAUGAAAAAAGCAAAGAUGAAAAGAAGGAUGGAACAAAUAGUCGAUUGCUUAUCAAAAAGAAAAAAAAAAAAUUAAAAAAACUAAAAAAAAAUAUGCAUAUAGGAAGAUAUCGUAGAAAAGUAUAUACAUACGAAAAAAAAAUUUCAGUCGAUGAUAUUCAUGAUUAUGUUUUAAAUAAUCAACUUAAAGACAAAUAUAUAUUAAAAAGAGAUUCAUUAAAAAAUGUAUUUGUAAAUACACCCCUUUUCAAUUUUUAUAAUUUCUAUAACUUUUUUCAAAUUGAUCAUAUAGAAAAAUACAAUAAAUCCAAAAUAUUAAAUUUAAUUUAUUAUUAUAUUUAUAAAUACAAAAACAAUAUUAAAAGUGAAGCAAAAUACGAUUGCUUAAAAACAGAUGAAGUUACGAAGAAAUAUGAAAGCAUAGCAGAUGAUAAAAGGAAAAUGAAUCAUUAUUUAGAGCAUUACAUCAACAUGAAUAAUAAUAAAUAUUUAUAUAUGAAUAUUGAUAAAGAUUAUACUUUAAAAAAAAAAAUAAAUGAUUCUUUUACAAUAAGUAAUAUAAAUAAAGUUGACUCCCUUCAUAUACAUAAUUACAAAGUAGUGUGGACAAUUAGAAAUGUUCAAGAGAAAUUAUUUUGGAGAUUUAGAGAAAUGGGAAAUAUUCCUUUGACUACUUCCUCAUUUUCCUUUGCAGGAAAAAAAUCAUUUAAAUUAAAAAUUUGGUUAGAUGGCCAUAAAUCAGCAAAAAAAGGUUAUGUCAGUGUAGGUUUAAAGCAGUUAGAACAUUAUGAUAUACUAGAUGAAUAUAUAUGUUUUUCACUUAAUGGAAUUACUAAAGGUCCCUUUACAUUUUUGUCAAAAGAAUAUUAUCAGAAUUCUUAUAAUUUUUGUAAAUUCGAUGAUUUAGAUUUAAAAAAUGAUGAAUUAGAAUUAAGUUUAUUCGUAUAUGACGGUAUUGUUUAA
Plasmodium relictum is the source of this 1773-nucleotide messenger RNA. RefSeq names its product conserved Plasmodium protein, unknown function. The transcript is spliced from 3 exons. The record is from RefSeq and is a predicted model, not a curated record. NCBI's taxonomy places the organism in Eukaryota, Apicomplexa, Aconoidasida, Haemosporida, Plasmodiidae. Bases 1 to 1773 code for a protein of 590 amino acids.